Penaeus vannamei (Pacific white shrimp) is the source of this 1828-nucleotide messenger RNA. Lineage: Eukaryota; Metazoa; Arthropoda; Malacostraca; Decapoda; Penaeidae. The record is from RefSeq and is a predicted model, not a curated record.
AUUAGUUUGUGCUUACGGGUGUGUUGUAAUCUAGGUUAUUUAUCUGUCUAUACUUUCUUAUAUCCACCGCUAUCUUCCGUAGGUUAUGAUCUCGGCGAGUGAUGAUUCAAGCUGAAGCUGUUGCCUGACCGGCACCUGCUGUUCCAGUUAGGCCUCCCCCAGGGGGCGGCAGAGGGCCUUGUCUCCCGAGCCGCGGCACCAUGAAGGUCGAGGCAGGCUCCUUCAGCAUCUCACUGCCCUCGACGCCGCUGCCGGCCCGCUCCUCCCGCGUCACCUGUGUAGUCGCUGCAGGGCUCGCCUUCCUGCUGGGCGUCGCUGUUGGAGUGACAUUACCCAUUGUUCUAGUUCAUUCGCCGCUUUCCUCGUCGUUUCAAGUGGCUUUUGCCAGGCAGGAAGCUGCUCGGGACACAGGAUCCUUCAUCCAACCGAUGAAGGAAGUAGGUGCGCGGAGCCUCAUCGCCCCUGAGCACACCUGGUCACCUUACAUCGCAAGCAAACUAGGCAUCGGCAACGACAACAGUAGUAUUCCCUCCCUUCGCGCCUCGAACGACGCCAAUGCCGCUAGCCCAAACGCCCUUCGGAGCGAGUGGAAGCGAAUACCAUCCGAGAUUGAUGCCCCCGAUGUCGAAGAAGCUGCAGUCCUAUUGGUCGAAGGAGUUUACUGGGGCGAUUCAGUGGAAGAAAAAUUACCGCCAGGAUUUUCUGAAAGUGAAGUGGAUGAAUGGCGCAAAUUCACGCGGCAACAUGCAGUUGUGCGACUAGAGGAAGGAUGUGGACGUAUGCAAAAUAGGCUGGUCAUCUUUGAAAAUGGCACAAAAUCAUGCUGCCGCUACCGCCAAAACUAUGACCAAAUUCAAGGAGAAAUCUUCAGUUUUUACCUUAGUAGGUUACUAGGGUUGACUAAUGUUCCACCAUCAGCUUUAGGGGUUGUAAAAGCAGCUGAUUGGCAAUGGUCAAACGUAGGAAGCCAAUUGGCCUUGGCGCAGUGGACGGAAGAAAGGCCCGUUGUUUUGACACGAUUUAUUGAAGGUCUGGUUCCUGCUUUUAUUCCAGCGUCCCUGCGAGAAGCCAAGCGACGCUUACACCCAGUGAACGUAGAAGGGCAAGAUCCACGGGACAUGAUUGAAUUAGCCCAGUGGUCUGACCUCGUCAUAUUUGAUUACCUCACUGCCAACCUGGACCGCGUGGUCAACAACUUAUAUAACAUGCAGUGGAACCCUAAAAUGAUGGAAGCUCCUGCUCACAAUUUAGCACGACAUCAAAAAACAGGCUUACUCGUAUUCCUGGAUAAUGAGUCAGGACUGCUGCACGGAUAUCGACUCUUAGACAAAUACGAGACUUUCCAUGCCUCUCUUCUUAAGGCUGUGUGCGUCUUCCGGCGGUCCACCGCUGAGCGAGUAAGGCAACUGGUGCUCCGCCGGGACGUAGGAGAUCGCCUUCGGAAAAUGUUCCGGCGAUACGAACCAGAUCUGCAGGAUUACCUUCCACCGAUACCGGAUAAGUCUAUAAAGAUACUUAACGAACGCUUGCAGAAUGUUCAUAAGCAGAUAGCGAAAUGCGAGAAAUGGUACAGAAAUUCAUAAUUAUAAAUUUCUACUUUCAAAGGAAACCAAAAAUAUGCUCCACUUUCACCUGUGAUAUUGUUAAACUAUGGCCAAAUGUAAACUCCCUCGUGCGCCUGGAUCCAUGUGGAGAAUGCAUGUGAAGUGAUCAAUUAUAUAUGGGAGAUGCGUAUGGACCAGUCCUAAUAAUGAUUUCCCGCAGCCACUCAUUAGUGAGCUGGCCCUUGUGAAUGAUGUAACAUGCCCAUAGCCUGAAACCAAGAUGA